Messenger RNA from Sardina pilchardus (European sardine), 684 nucleotides. RefSeq names its product elongin C paralog a (gene eloca). The record is from RefSeq and is a predicted model, not a curated record. NCBI's taxonomy places the organism in Eukaryota, Metazoa, Chordata, Actinopteri, Clupeiformes, Clupeidae. Gene Ontology annotation, cellular component: elongin complex. The transcript has 4 exons. Gene Ontology annotation, molecular function: protein-macromolecule adaptor activity. The coding region runs from base 131 to 469 and encodes 112 amino acids. Gene Ontology annotation, biological process: ubiquitin-dependent protein catabolic process.
CUGGUGGCAAUACUUUACUAAAUUGUCUUUCAGUCGCAAUUAAAAUCCCAACAAAAAGCAAGACAGGAGGUUUGCCAAACUUCCGCCGCUGACUGUCGUGGAAGAAACCCUGUCUGGAAGUCAACUAGUCAUGGAUGGCGAAGAGAAAACCUACGGUGGCUGUGAAGGCCCAGAUGCCAUGUAUGUGAAGCUGAUCUCUUCAGAUGGCCAUGAGUUCAUAGUCAAAAGAGAACAUGCCUUAACUUCUGGGACAAUUAAGGCUAUGCUGAGCGGACCUGGCCAGUUUGCGGAAAAUGAGACAAAUGAGGUCAAUUUCAGAGAGAUCCCAUCUCACGUCCUCUCCAAAGUGUGCAUGUACUUCACCUAUAAAGUGCGAUACACCAACAGCUCCACGGAGAUUCCUGAAUUCCCCAUUGCCCCCGAGAUUGCACUGGAACUGUUAAUGGCUGCGAACUUCUUAGAUUGUUAAAAGACCGAAAGUAAAUGUCCAAGCCUCAGCGUGUUAGUUGUGUUUUUGCAUAUUUAACUUGUGUAUGCAGUUUAUUUGAGAAGGAGAUGGAAUGAGUUGCUUUUUAUGUAUCCUCAGUAAACUUGUUUAUUUUUUUCCUGUGCACUAAGUAUUACUCCACCUUUUACUAAUAGUGAUUAACUUCAUUUUAAUAAACAUGGCUGCACACACCCUUA